This is a messenger RNA of Fusarium tjaetaba, 1302 nucleotides long. Its product is annotated as glycoside hydrolase superfamily. The record is from RefSeq and is a predicted model, not a curated record. The transcript is spliced from 8 exons. Lineage: Eukaryota; Fungi; Ascomycota; Sordariomycetes; Hypocreales; Nectriaceae. The coding region runs from base 1 to 1302 and encodes 433 amino acids.
AUGGUUCACGUUCUUUUGCUCGCAAGCCUUGGUUUGGGUAGUUCUGUUCUGGCAGCCCCUAAUUAUGCUGUUCCAGAUGUCCAGCCAAAAAAUGCCGUCGCGAUUGACCCGGCACCCGUGGGAGCCUCUGUCAAUGACCCUCUGGAGGCUCCCAUGAGUCUGACCUAUGGGCCCAAGUUCUUUGACUUGAUUAAGAAGUUCGGAAGCGAGACUAUUCUUGGCUUCAACAGAGGCCUCAACAAUAGGACAAAUACUUUUGCAGCCGUUUUGAAAGCUAAGGAAAAGGUGGCCAAGUACCUUUGGGCAAUCGAACUCGGAAACGAGCCAGACUUGUAUUGGAAAUACUGGCAAUACCCAGUAGCCGAAGCGCCCUGGAACGAGACUCAGGAGGGCAAUAACGCAGCUGACUGGGCCCAAGAUUUUGUUAAUCACUGGAAGAGCCCUCUUCCCAUCUUGGCUGGUGGCGGAUAUGCCAUCCCGUUCGAGAUUGAACCCGACUGGCCUAAUCUUCCCUAUCUAAUUGAAAGCAGCUAUAACAAGACAGUCAAGGAUGCUACCAAGGUGUACAAUGGCCACUUGUACGCAUUUUCAAAUGCUACCGCCGAUGACCUGGGCCCGGAAAUGAAGCAUCAGAGGGUUGUUCAGGACCUGAACCUGCUGCCAAUCUCUAGCGCUAAGGCCGCCGGAAGGCCAUAUAUCCUAGGCGAGACGGGAUUCCAUGGGCUUGACUACGAGAUGGAUUCGACUUUUGGAUCGGCCAUUCAGACAACUGACAAGACCCUUCGCGCAUUGACUCUCGGAAUCCAGCGACUGUUCUACCACCAAGGCACCAUUAAUCAAGCUUUCUUCAACUGGUGGUGGAGUGAUCAUGUCAACGCUCCAUUCUAUGGUGCCUACUUCGGUGCUCUCGCUGUAGCUGGGGGAGACUACAUCGUUGCUAGCGACGAUGGCACUGACCCCUAUGCUCAAUACAUCGUGUACAAGAACGGCAAAGCAUUCAAGGUCGUCUUGAUCAAUACGGACUACUACUCUGGAGGUGGUACGCGCUCUGAAACCAAGUUCACUCUUACUGGGCUGAAGAGCAAUUCGGUCAAGGCCCUUCGUAUGACCGGACCAAGCAGCGAAACAACUGUACCUGUUACGCAAACCAAGUCAUCUCCUCAACCUAGCAUCGGAGGUCAAUCCUUCUCAAACAAGAACUGCGAGUUGAGCGGAAAGCAAAACACUGAAAGGCUUUCAGUCAAGAAGAGUAAGUUGGAAGUGACUCUGAAGGCUUCUGAAGCACUGAUUGUUUAUCUCUGA